Drosophila erecta is the source of this 1895-nucleotide messenger RNA. It is a transcript of the gene GstS1, whose product is annotated as glutathione S-transferase S1. NCBI's taxonomy places the organism in Eukaryota, Metazoa, Arthropoda, Insecta, Diptera, Drosophilidae. The transcript is spliced from 5 exons. Gene Ontology annotation, molecular function: glutathione transferase activity. Gene Ontology annotation, biological process: glutathione metabolic process. The record is from RefSeq and is a predicted model, not a curated record. Bases 340 to 1092 code for a protein of 250 amino acids.
UUAACCGGCCGGCUUACACAUACAGUCAAGCACCGCAAACUUGGAAGAGAGUUGAGAGUUUGUGUUUGGGGAGAGCGGCAAGUGUAUAUAAGAAGUGUCGCCGGCAGAAGAAAGUCAGUUGAAGUGCAGUCGUCGUGCCGAUCGGUUCAGUGAGAGCAGUGGCUGGAGAGAGACAGUGAGAGUAGAGAGUAACGGCAAGAGAGUGCGCAUCGAACCGAACGCUUUUCCUUCACCCACGAUUAAAGCGAACGCUUAUUGGCGAAUUGAAGACCCGAGAGCCCCAGUGCCCAGCUGAUUUAGUAUUCUUUGUUGAGGGAAUUGCAUUGAGAAAACGCAGAGAUGGCCGAUGAAGCACAAGCACCACCAGCUGAGGGAGCACCACCAGCCGAGGGAGAGGCGCCACCACCCGCCGAGGGUGCCGCAGAGGGUGCCGUCGAGGGCGGAGAGCCCGCUCCUCCGGCAGAGCCCGCCGAGCCCAUCAAGCACAGCUACACGCUCUUCUACUUCAACGUGAAGGCGUUGGCCGAGCCCCUGCGCUACCUGUUCGCCUACGGCAACCAGGAGUACGAGGAUGUGCGCGUCACCCGCGACGAGUGGCCAGCCCUGAAGCCCACCAUGCCAAUGGGACAGAUGCCCGUGCUGGAGGUGGACGGCAAGCGUGUGCACCAGAGCAUCUCGAUGGCCCGAUUCCUGGCCAAGACCGUCGGCCUGUGCGGUGCCACUCCGUGGGAGGAUCUGCAGAUCGACAUUGUCGUUGACACCAUCAAUGACUUCCGUCUAAAAAUUGCAGUCGUCUCGUACGAACCGGAGGACGAGAUUAAGGAGAAGAAGUUGGUCACCCUGAAUGCGGAGGUCAUUCCAUUCUACCUGGAGAAGCUCGAGCAGACCGUCAAGGACAACGAUGGUCACCUGGCUCUGGGCAAGCUGACCUGGGCCGACGUCUACUUCGCAGGCAUCACCGACUACAUGAACUACAUGGUCAAGCGCGAUCUGCUGGAACCCUACCCAGCUCUGCGCGGAGUCGUUGAUGCCAUCAACGCCUUGGAACCGAUCAAGGCCUGGAUCGAGAAGCGCCCCGUCACCGAGGUCUAAGUUCCCCGAACGGGACUUGGGAGGAGGGAAAGCAUUGCACACCACUCAGACACACCCGCACCGCAGAAAUGCACACCACCCACAUCUGUACACAUUUUGUUCCUUUUUGCGGAGGAUCCGAGAGGGCAGCGGACUUUCGCACGGGGUCAUAGACGCGUAGGAUUUUAGCACGUAUCACUAUGGACAAAUCGUAUUUGUCCUUAAUUUCUUGGUUAUAAUUCUCUUUGCAUGGCGCUAUAUACAUAUUUCUAUUGGGGUCCGGCAGCGGAUCGCCGUUCGUUAGCUUCUUCUGAAAUGAUGAAAGAUAAUACUUAUUGCACAGUUUAUAAUAUUUUGGCUUACAUUUAGAACAUACAUUUAGCGCACCUAUGCAGACCUUUGCUGUACCUAUAUUAUAUAAAUACAAAAAACUACGAGUGGUUCAUCUUUAGACGUAUUCUGUUACAAUUAAUUCAAUGCGAGGAGCUCAACAAAUAUUUAAAACAACCACAGCCAAGGCUGAGCAACAAUUACAAAUUUUUAUUUUGUUUUUUUUUUUAUAACACGCCAUCGCGGCCCCAGGAAUUUUCUUCGUCUCAUCCAGUUUUCUCUUUAAGUAACCAUUAAAAAAAGACUCACAUCAAUAGAACCGGUUUCUCUAAAAAAAACAGACUUCUACUGCCAAAUUUCAAAUGCACAUAAUCACGUACAUUAUUACAUACAUAUUAUUUAUUCAAAUUUGUAAUUGUAUUUUUUAAAUAUUUUCACAAAACACUUUUUAAUAAACUUAACACCUAAAAAGGAAAGAGCACUUUUUGAAAGCA